GACAUGACCCCUCCAGCGCUAAGAGUUGUAGUUCUGCUGGCCAGCUUGGGCUUUUGUGUCUCAGUGCCCAUUCCACAAGAAGACAGUGCAGAGUUCACAGAUAAUGACCUUCGCUUGGCACAGAAAUAUCUCAGCACUUUGUAUAGUUCUGCUGCUAACCCAGCUGGAAUUCUGAGACGUAGCGGUGGAAACAAUGUCCAAGCCCAGCUGAAAGAAAUGCAAGCUUUCUUUGGCCUGGAAGUGACAGGAAAACUGGAUGAGGAGACCUUGGACAUUAUGAAACAGCCAAGAUGUGGAGUGCCUGAUAUCGGCGAAUACAACUUCUUCCCACGGAAGCUUAAAUGGCCCAGAAUGAAUCUCACAUACAGAAUCGUUAACUACACCCCCGAUUUACCCAAUGCAGAUGUGGACAGAGCUAUCAAAAAAGCACUAAAAGUAUGGAGUGAUGUCACCCCAUUAAAUUUCACUAGACUGCGCUCUGGCACCGCAGACAUCAUGGUAGCCUUUGGAAAGAAAGAACAUGGAGAUUACUAUCCUUUUGAUGGCCCCAAUGGUUUGUUGGCUCAUGCUUUCCCUCCUGGUGAAAAAAUUGGAGGGGACACCCAUUUUGAUGAUGAUGAACAUUUCACAAAUGACUAUAAAGGAUACAAUCUGUUUAUUGUGGCAGCUCACGAAUUUGGCCAUGCCCUGGGUCUGGACCACUCCAGGGAUCCAGGAUCACUUAUGUAUCCAGUUUAUACAUAUUCUGAGACCAGUAGCUUUGUCCUUCCUGAGGAUGAUGUACAAGGGAUCCAGGAGCUGUAUGGACCUGGAAACAAAGACCCCAACCCCAAACAUCCAAAAACUCCUGAGAAGUGUGACCCAGAGCUGGAGAUCGAUGCUGUGACUGAACUCAGAGGGGAAAGGUUUAUCUUUAAAGACAGAUUCUUUUGGAGGGUUCACCCACAGAUGACAGAUGCAGAGAUGAGCAUGAUUAAAUCUUUCUGGCCUGAACUUCCCAGUAGAAUUGAUGCAGCAUAUGAAUACUCACUGAAGGAUCGUGUGUAUAUUUUCAGAGGAAAAAAGGUGUGGGCUUUAAACGGUUAUGACAUAGUAGAUGGUUAUCCCAAAAAACUGCAUGAACUUGGACUGCCAAAGACUCUGAAGUCUAUAGACGCUGCUGUUCAUAAUGAUGCCAGUGGUAAAACUCUGUUCUUUACAGAGGACAAAUAUUGGAGUUAUGAUGAAGAAAGUAUGACUUGGGAUAAAGGUUACCCUAGAUCCAUUGCAGAUGACUUCAUUGGAAUUGGAGAGAAAGUUGAUGCAGCAUAUAGGAGAAAUGGUUACAUUUACUUUUUCAAUGGACCCCUUCAGUAUGAAUACAGCAUCUGGAGCAAAAAGGUCACUCGUGUAAUGAAGACCAACUCUAUCCUGUGGUGUUAGUCCUAUGAAUGAAAUAGUUCCUUAAAGCAGACUGCUGAGCGGUUCUUGACCACAUCUAGU
Nanorana parkeri is the source of this 1482-nucleotide messenger RNA. RefSeq names its product collagenase 3-like. The transcript is spliced from 10 exons. Gene Ontology annotation, molecular function: zinc ion binding; metalloendopeptidase activity. Gene Ontology annotation, biological process: extracellular matrix organization; collagen catabolic process; proteolysis. Gene Ontology annotation, cellular component: extracellular matrix. Bases 4 to 1422 code for a protein of 472 amino acids. The record is from RefSeq and is a predicted model, not a curated record. Lineage: Eukaryota; Metazoa; Chordata; Amphibia; Anura; Dicroglossidae.